GCUAAUACAUUUCGAAUUUAAGCAAUUCAAAAAUGCUGUUAAAUUCAAAACCCCGGCUUGAACUGCGAUUAAUAGGUCUCUGUACACACCUAGCAACCCAUCGCUAUGCUAGCAAAUCUGGCGACAAGGUCAGCAAUGAAGUGCUCCAACAAAUGGAGGAUGACUUUAAAAAUCUAUCCGAGUCCAAGUCCAAAUCGCUGCUGAAGAGGCAUCUCACCAAAGAGAUCUUUGAUAAGUUAAAGACGAAGACGACGCCAUCGUUUAACUCUACGCUACUGCAUUGCAUCAGCUCUGGAUUGUGCAACCAUGAUUCCGGCGUAGGUCUCUACGCCCCAGAUCCAGAGGCGUAUAAGGUAUUUGCUGACCUCUUUGAUCCCGUCAUUGAGGAUUACCACAAGUGCUUCAGGAAGACGGACAAGCAGCCGGCAACAUCUUUCGGUAAGGGUAAGGACUUCGAAAACCUGGAUCCCGAUUGCAACUUCAUUGUUUCCACGAGAGUGCGCUGCGGAAGAGCCAUAGUGGGCUAUCCUUUCAAUCCCUGUCUAAUGGAGAAGGAUUAUAAGGACCUGGAGAAUCAAAUCUGCGCGGCUACAAUGUCUCUCACCGGGGAGUACAAGGGUAGUUAUAUGCCAUUGACUGGAAUGGACAAAGUCGUCCAGGACAAGCUUAUUGAGGAUCACUAUCUGUUCAAAGAGGGUGAUCGUUUCUUGGCAGCCGCUGGAGCCUCUCGUUUUUGGCCCACCGGGCGUGGCAUCUUCCUGAACGACGCCAAAAACUUCUUGGUGUGGUGCAACGAGGAGGACCACAUUCGCAUCAUAUCCAUGGAGAAGGGUGGUGAUCUAGGCAAGGUCUACGACCGCAUGGUUGGCGGAGUAGAGGCACUCGGCAAGAAACUCAAGUUCAACAGGGAUGAACGCCUUGGCUUCCAAACCUUCUGUCCCACCAAUCUUGGCACCUCCAUUCGCGCCUCGGUGCACAUAAAGCUGCCCAACCUUAUGUGCCAGCCGGACCACAUGGAAGAGCUGGCCCAGAAAUACCGCCUGCAAAUUAGAGGCACAUCAGGGGAGCACUCGGAAGCCAAGGGCGGGGUACAUGACAUCUCCAACCAGCGCAGAAUGGGACUCACGGAAUACGAGAUUAUCAAGGAAAUGCACGAUGGAAUUAAGGGACUCAUAGCAGCCGAGUGUCAAGCCAAAUCCUCCUAGUUAACAACGUUUAUUUUAACUAAAAUGUCGACUAGAUUUGAAGGCAAAACUGGCAACUAUAUCUACCUCUAAAAGUGAACCGAUUAAAUACAUGUGACCAAAUAUAUAAUCUUAAUCAAAUCACGACGUUAUAAUCAUUGGGUUUUUUAUUUUUUUUUUAUUAUUUUUUAAUAAUUUUAAUUCUUUUAUAAACUUAAGACUUAAAAUAAAAGUAUUUAAAGUUUCUUUUUUUGUUUUUGCUCGACACAGAUGUCAAAAUGUUUUACAUUGUUUGGUUGUAAUUAAGCAAAUGUUUUUUGUCAAAUAGUUAUCCAUUGUUGUUGUUGUUGUUGCUGCUGCUGUGGGUGGUGUUGGUGUUGCCAGAUGGGAUCGCUGCCUGCGCCCGCAACCCUCAAAGUAUACGAAAAUGCCGAAGGUCGCCGGGCUGUAACAGGACAGCAGCUCCACACCAUCGCUACAAACUAGACAUUUUUGCAGCCCGAACCGCCCAAAAGCGACAAGGCGGACGAGCCGAAGAUUUCUAACUGUUGUUCUUGUUGUUGAUUGUUGCGUGUGCCCCGAACUAGUGGCUUCCUUGGAUGGAUGUUAACUCCGAAGGAUGCCCAUCCAGACGGGGGGACGAUGCUCGGCGG
Drosophila eugracilis is the source of this 1837-nucleotide messenger RNA. It is a transcript of the gene Argk2, whose product is annotated as arginine kinase. Lineage: Eukaryota; Metazoa; Arthropoda; Insecta; Diptera; Drosophilidae. Gene Ontology annotation, molecular function: creatine kinase activity. The transcript has a single exon. The record is from RefSeq and is a predicted model, not a curated record. The coding region runs from base 33 to 1205 and encodes 390 amino acids. Gene Ontology annotation, biological process: phosphocreatine biosynthetic process.